This is a messenger RNA of Peronospora matthiolae, 177 nucleotides long. The record is from the annotation of a GenBank genome assembly. Lineage: Eukaryota; Oomycota; Peronosporomycetes; Peronosporales; Peronosporaceae.
AUGGAUGUCGAUGUCGAUUGCAUCCACACCGAUGAAGAUGAUGAAGAUGAUGCUGGUAUGUUCAGCAUCGCCAACGACUGCCACAGUGAGGAAGAUGACGCCCUCAUUGGUAAAGACAACGUCCUUUCAGAAGUGCACACGAAGCGCACUGCUGUUGACAAGGAUGAAUCAGCAUAG